This is a messenger RNA of Macrosteles quadrilineatus (aster leafhopper), 4146 nucleotides long. RefSeq names its product tigger transposable element-derived protein 2-like. Bases 917 to 2752 code for a protein of 611 amino acids. Lineage: Eukaryota; Metazoa; Arthropoda; Insecta; Hemiptera; Cicadellidae. The transcript has 2 exons. The record is from RefSeq and is a predicted model, not a curated record. Gene Ontology annotation, cellular component: nucleus. Gene Ontology annotation, molecular function: DNA binding.
AACUUUAUUUUGUUCUUAAUUUUUUCGUUUAUUUAUGCUAUCUCUGUAAUCACUAAUCAGUGUUGUCUAAUCCAUACGAAUUGUUUGUUUGUAGUACAAAAUUGGUGUAACAUGGAAUAAUGAUCAAACAUUUGCUUGAUCUGGACUUCAUUAGUAUUCAAAUGAAAUAGUGUGUAUAGCAAAUUUUUCAAUUUCAAAGGGAUGCCUGUUAUGAAGAUAUAAAAACCAGAUCGAAAUCCAUCGUAAGCAGAGAAUAAAAAUAAGUUUCUGGUGCAACAGCCGUAAGUUAACUACAUCAAGCCUAUUAGACAUUCAACAAAUGCUAUUCACCCAUGACUUCCCUCUCUGAGUACUUCGAGACAGUUGAUUUACAAGACGUCUUAACUUCUGAGGAUAUUACUGUGAUAAACGAUGUAACAAGUGGAGAAAUAAUUGACUUAGUAACACCUGAUUUAACUGAAACUGAAAAAUCAAACCAAAGUAAUAAUGUGAGAAAUAACAGCUCUAGCGAUUUAAUCGUGGAUAACACACAAGAAUCAACUGACAAUUAUUGUAAUGUUACUAGUGGUGCUAUGUCUAAUUCAGUAGCUCAGCAGAAAGCUGCAAGUUGUAGUUUGAACAACAGUGUUAACAGUCGCAUCGGCCCAUUCGCCGACUACAGACCAAUCUGUGGUUGUGGAGUGGUUCAAGAGCUUACAUCUCGAACUGAAGCAAGAUUUUUGCUCAGUUUGUUGAAUGAUAUGUCACAAAUGAAUCCUAUUCAGAAAAGAAUAUUCAAGCAAAAGAUUGUUGAUUUGAUUAGUGAAGUUGACUCGUUUGAGUUGACUGAGGAUCGGUAAAUUAUAAUUAUUAAACAGUCAUAGAUACUGUGCCUUAAGCUAUUUAUUCAAGAUAUACUACUUGUUCUCGUGUUAACAUGGAAGAAGUUGCUGAUUUGUCUACUCUUCAAAAUACAGAGGUUACAGAUGAGGUUAAGGAAUACAUUCCCAUUGUACGUAGGAUGCGAAGUAGUCAAUACCGGUAUGUUGUAAGGAACUCAACUACCGUACCUCAUAAGUUACCUUGUAAUGGCAACCCUGGUGACAAGCGUAAAAAGGUAACUCUCUCUAUGGAGGAAAAGUUAAGAGCUCUGCAAAGACUAGACGCUGGUGAGCCUUUAAGGAUAAUUGCUAAAGACCUAGGUGUAGGAAGAAGUACUGUGAGUGAUUGGAAGAAACACAGACUAGAAAUAGAAAGAUGGUAUGCUAAUCAGACUGGGAAUAGCUCUAUUAAAGCGAGGAAAACCAUGAGAAAAGGUAAACACGCUCGGGUAGAAAAGGCACUUUAUCAUUGGUUUGAAUACAAUAAAAGUAAAGGAUUUCCAGUGUCUGGACAGUUGUUGCAGCAGAAAGCGCUUCACUUCAAAGAAAAAAUCGAUGGAGAGGAAGGAGAACAGUUCUCUGCGAGUGAAGGCUGGUUAGACAGAUGGAAGAAACGAUUCGGUAUUGGACUACUAGUGAACGAUAAUGAAAAUGAAAAUGAUUAUUUUGUUGAAGAGUUGAGAAAAGACCUUGAAUGUUCUAAUUUGAAAGAAGAACAAAUUUAUUGCUGUGGUCAAACUUUGUUGAAUUAUAGAUUGCUGCCACCAAACAUUCUUGGGUCCAACAACAAAGUGACUGAGGAAUAUGAUGUCAACGAAGAAACAAUGAUGUUGUUUGCAUGCUGCAAUGCUACAGGGGGCCACAAGUUGAGACUCACUUUUAUUGUGAAAUCAGAUAAGUUCCAGGAAUUUGAAACUGUAAAAGACAAUGAACUACUGCCUUUUGGGUUUUUUCAUCAUAAAGAAGUUUGGUUGGAUGACGAUAUUUUUAAAACAUGGUUUCAUAAUGAAUUUGUACCUGCUGUUGAGAAAGACCUGUUGUCAAAACAAUUGGCAAGAAAAGCAGUUCUUUUGGUUACAUAUUACCCUGCAUUCAGUUGUUUGAGUGAAUUACAUGAUAAAGAUAUCAGAGUUAUAUUCAUUCCUGUACAUGCUGCUUCCUCUUGCCAACCAAUGAACCAAGGUGUUUUUGAACUGUUAAAAAAAAAGUAUUGGUGUCGACUCUUAAGAUCAGUGAUAUCAACAAGAACCGAUUGUGAAGACUGCAUAACGACUGUGAGAAAUGUUGAAAUUAUUGAAGCAAUCCAAUUUGCAUCAGAAGCUUGGGAAGAAAUUCCUACGGUAUCUUUAAUCCAAUUGUGGGAUCACUUGACCAACCAAAGAGAAUACAAAGACUGGGCAGCUUGUGAGAGCCAAAUCAUCGAUGUGGCAAAUGACGAAAAAGAACUUGCCUCUUUAUUGAAGAAAAUUGUUGGCUCAGAUGACAUUAACAUGGAGGAUCUGAAUGAGUGGUUGGUAAAUGAAGAUGAGGAUGAAGUUGUUUGUGAGGAUAUUGUGGCAAUGGUUCUAAAGGAGCCUCAACUCAAUUUAGAUCUUUCUGGAGACAACUCCAUAAGCAAUGAAGAACCUUCCACAGAAGCUAUAGAAAUUAAAACUGAACUUACUGUUGAGGGUGAAGACACUUGUGCUGGAAAUACAGUUCCUCAAGUUGAACGUAUUAGUCAUUUUGAAGGCUUCAAGGCGAUAUCAAAGGCUUUGGAUUAUAUUAACCAACAACAAGAAGCUACCCCAGAAGACAUCACUUGGAUGGUGAAAUGGAGGGACAGUGCUGCCGGUAAAAGUUUACUGGAAGCUAGUCAUAAGAUGUCAGGGAAAAGACCAAAGCUUAUUUAACAUGGAUUUUACAGUUAAGUAUUUUAAUGGCAGUUGACAAAAGUUAAGCUUCAACCUAAGUACAAAUAACAGUUAUUCCAAUAUUUAGGCUGCAGCUUUCAAAUCAGCUUAACAAGGUCAAUUCAAUGGUUUAGCAUUGGCAUCAUUAAAUUAGGAUAGGAAUAUAAACUUUGAAGGUUAAUUUAAAGGUUCAAAAGUAGUACCUGUUAAACUCUAGUUAGGCUACAACGUCGCGACAACAUUUUUUCUCACAACCUUGUGGAUAGAGGUGGCCACACUAGGCAACAAUUUUAACCUUUCAGUUGACUUUUUACCAGUACCUGGGGACUGAGCUUUGCCUGAGGGAAUUCAUUAGUAUACUCUGAGAGCAAUCUUUUGGUCAAUGUCAUUUUCCAAAACUUCUUUUGCAGUCUAUUUGUAACCUGUUAAAACAGUAAUAGGCUAUUGUAGUUGACUUUGUUCAGGUAAACAGUAAUUACCUAUAUUAUUAAUACAAACUGACCUUACAUUUUUGAAAAAGUCCCUUGGGCUCUGUCCCAGUUGCUUUUUAAAUUUACCAUGUUAUCCUUAUGAAGAACGUAACCAACACACCCAUUGAUCUAAAAAUUAAAAACAAGAUACUGCAUUUGAUAAGUAGGCCUACAGUUAACUUUAGGCCUACAAUAAGCCCUUUUGGAACUUAUUGUUGAAUCAAGGUAAAAAGGUGUGUAAAAAUCAAAUUAUGUCUUAACUAACAACAUUGUCAGAAUGCAACACCUCACUAUCUGAAAUUUUUUAUCGGUGUAGAUCAUAUAAGUUAGAGGUUAAUUUAAUUUUGGUGCCAUAUAUAUUUGUUAUAUAUUUCAUAAUACCUUUUAAGAUACACAAUGUAGGCAAUUGGACUCCAAGACUGUUUUUUAUAUUUUUAAAACAGAAAACCCGGUUUGAGUUUUGUAUUAUUUUUGUUAAAACUUGUAUUUAUAACUGUUGAAAGUUGCCAAUUACAAGGUUGUUACCAUCCAUCUCAAUACAAUUUCCCUGCAAUUCCUUGUGUUAAGCUGCGGCCUAAACUCAACUGUGGAUAAGGUUUCAUGGUGUAUUUUUACACCUUAAUUAGUUGGUUUUUGAUCUUAAGUCUUUACUUAGAAGGCUGUGGUAUUACUGUCUAUUAUUAUGUAAACCUGAUCGUGUCUACUCCCUCACAAUAUCAAAUAGGGUGUUACUGUGUUGUAAAUAGUUAGGUUAAGAAGAUUUACCAUUAUUUUAUAAUAAGUAAAGUACCACACAAUUUAUAAAAUUUGUUUUUAUGUAAAUUGUAAAAAAAAUAUUUGAGUUUGUCCUUUUACUUUAAACCACGUGUACCUCAGAUGUUUUAUGUGUCUUUCUAUUAUGAAUUAAAGUUUCAUUUUUGUGGA